Molecule: messenger RNA, 3211 nt
Organism: Oryza sativa Japonica Group (Japanese rice)
Lineage: Eukaryota; Viridiplantae; Streptophyta; Magnoliopsida; Poales; Poaceae
Product: disease resistance protein RPP13
Biological process (GO): defense response to other organism
Molecular function (GO): ADP binding
Source: RefSeq, a predicted model, not a curated record
UGACUUUGCUGUUGACUCCACCAACUACUAAAGCGCGCAGUGCUACACUGGGUUGGCGAGCGGGGUGGGCCUGGGCCUCGAGGAAGGAAGCCGACGAGAAGCAAAGCGUAGCGAGAGCUGAGGGCUGAGGCUGAGCACGCAUGGCGGAGACGGCGAUCACGACGGUGCUGGCGAAGGUGGCGGAGCUGGUGGCGUGGGAGGCGGCGGUGCUGCUUGAGGUCGGGGACGACGUCCGCCUCCUCCGCGACAAGCUGGAGUGGCUCCACACCUUCAUCCGCGACGCCGACCGCCGCCGCCGCCGCCGCGACGACGAGUUCGUCGCCGUCUGGGUGCGCCAGACCCGCGACGUCGCCUUCGAGGCCGAGGACGCGCUCGACGACUUCCUCCACCGCGCCGCCCGGAGGCACCGCCAGGCCACCCCGCUAGCGGCGAUGCUGCUGCCUUCCUGUGCCGCCGCCGCCGCCGCGUGGCCCCCGCGCUGCGCCGGCCAGGUCGCGCUCCGCCACGGCCUCUCCGGCCGCAUCCGCCAGAUCAGGAAGCGCCUCGACGAGAUCUCCGCCAACCGCGCCGCCUACAACAUCGAGCACACGCCGUCCCCCGCCUGGGCUACCCACCCCUCCUCCGCCGCCGCCACCGCCCUCGCCGCCUGGGAUGAUUUCGAAGAGUAUACUGUCGGCUUCGACAAGUACAGCAACAUGCUCAAGGAGCAGCUCAUCGACGACGCCGUCACCGGCCGCGCCAUCGUCUCCAUCGUCGGCGAGAGCAGCAUCGGCAAGACGACGCUCGGCCGCAAGGUGUACCAGAGCCCCGAGGUUCGCAACCACUUCGAGAUACGCACGUGGACGGUGCUCCCGCCCAAGUGCCGCCCGGCCGACGUCCUCCGUGACAUCUACAGGCAGGCCAGCUCCCAGCUCCGGCGAUCUCCGUCCCAGCAGAGCGCGGACGACGGUUGCGGCGCCGACGCCGCUGUGGCGGCGUGCCGGUCGUCGGGGAAGGACGUCGGUAACCUGCUGUUCCGGAACCUGACCGGCCGGCGUUACAUCGUCGUCGUCGACGGCAGCAUCGCGGCCUCCGACUGGAACAGCCUGAGAGCGUCGCUCCCCGACGAGGGCAACGGCAGCAGGGUGGUGCUGAUCACCGACAUGGCCGGGCUGGAGGUGGUCACGUACGCCGCCGGGCCGACGAUGAACAGCCCGAUCAAGCUGGAACGGCUCAGCCCGGAGAACACGUACGAGGUGUUCCGGCGCCGGGUGUUCGGCCGCGGCGGCGACUGCCCGCGCCAGCACAGGUCGAGGUACUACCAGAAGAUCUUCCAGAUCACCCGCGGCCUGCCGCUGUCGAUUGUCGUCCUCGCCGGCGUGCUGCGGUCCAAGGAGCCCCCGGCGGAGUGGGACGAGGUGAUGUCGCAGCUUGCCACGGCGAGGGAGCCGUCGUCGUCGUCGUCCAAGAACGGCAACAGCGGGCGGAUCAUGUCGCUGGCGUUCGACGACCUGCCGCACCACCUCAAGUCGUGCUUCCUCUACUUCGCGGCGAUGCGGGAGAGCGCCACCGUGGACGCGCAGCGGCUGGUGCGGCUGUGGGUGGCCGAAGGGUUCGUGCGGCCGCGGCGGGGGAGCACCAUGGAGGAGGUCGGGCAGGGCUACCUCAAGGAGCUCAUCUCCCGGUGCAUGGUGCAGCUGGUGGACAAGGACGAGUUCGGCGUCGUGCAGACGGUGGUGGUGCACGACCGCCUCCACGCCUUCGCGCAGGACGAGGCGCAGGAGGCCAGCUUCAUCGAGAGCCACGACAGCACCGACGUGCUCGCGCCGGCCACCGUGCGCCGCCUCGCCGUCCAGAACUCCUCCGAGAGAUACGUCCACCUCAGCAAUGCUCUCCCCAAGCUCCGCUCCGUCGUCUGCGACCUCGUCGACGGUCGCAACGGCGGCGGCGGCGGCGGCAAGUGCAUCCACUGCACCGACCUUGGCUUCCUCCACGCGUCCAAGUUCCUCCGUGUCAUUGACAUCCAUGGCCUCGAGCUCAAGAAGCUUCCAAACGAAAUCGGCUCGAUGAUCCACAUCAGGUACCUGGGUCUCCAGUGCGGCCAGCUGGAGAAGCUGCCGCCGAGCGUGAGCAACCUCGUCAACCUGCAGUCGCUGAUCCUGAAGGGCAGGAACGCCGGCCACGUGCUCGACGUGACCGCCGCGUUCUGGAGGAUCACCACGCUGCGGCACGUCGUGGCGCCGUUCGCGCUGCCCAAGGUGCUCGGUGACCUGCACAGCCUCCAGACGCUUCACGGCGUGCAGCAUCUGUGCUGGGACACGCGCGGCGGCGGCGGCGGCGGCGGCAACCCGCUGGGGACGUCCACCAACCUCCGGUCGCUGGAGCUCAGCGGGCUGCUCGCCAAGCACGCCGCCGCUCUGACGGCGGCGCUGGAGAGCCUGGACCUGCUGGUGCACCUGAUGCUGGACGGCGAGUCGCUGCCGUCGACCGUGUUCACCAUCCCGAGCCUACGGCGGCUGCAGAGCCUCAAGCUACGGGGCUCCAUGGACUCGCCGGAGGGGCCGGGCGGCGACGACGACGACGACAACGAGUCGGCGGACGACGGCGUGGUGCGGUACAUCCGGCCGAACCUGACACGGCUGUCGAUGUGGAGCACGAUGGUGGGGCAGAAGUUCGUGGACAUGCUGGGGGAGCUCCCGAGCUUGGCGGAGCUGACGCUGAUGGUGGCGGCGUUCGACGGCGAGCGGCUGGAGUUCCGGGACGGCGGGUUCCGGAGCCUGCAGAAGCUGAAGCUGGGCCUGCCGGAACUGGAGGAGUGGACGGUGAAGGCCGGGGCCAUGGCGUCGCUGGCGAGGCUGACGCUGUUCGGGUGCCUCAAGAUGCGGAUGCUGCCGGAGGCGCUCGCCGGGAUACCGGAGCUGGAGGAGGUGGUGCUGUACAGAAUGCCGAUCAUGGUGGAGAGGAUCAAGAAGCACGGCGGGGAGGAUCACCACAAGGUCAAGCACGUCCCCGUCAUCCAGACCAUCUGGUAGCUUUGGUUCACCUCUGGACAAUUUUGAUUUUUGAACGUGCCAAUGAUCGCAGCUUGCAAGUAGACAUGAACAGUGUGGUAGUGCAUCAGCAUUGUAUCGAGUUUAAUACUCGUUUGACUUUCUUCUUAGUAAAAGUUCUUUAGGUUUGACCAAUUUUAUAAAAAAAAAUCAGCAACAACUACAACACUAAAUUUGUUUCA